Molecule: messenger RNA, 1113 nt
Organism: Belonocnema kinseyi
Lineage: Eukaryota; Metazoa; Arthropoda; Insecta; Hymenoptera; Cynipidae
Exons: 4
Coding region: 1-1113 (370 amino acids)
Source: RefSeq, a predicted model, not a curated record
AUGGAAGAAAAUGCUGUAAAAAUUGCGAAGAGGAAAGAAAGUGGAGCUGAGGAAAAGUCCAAUGCAAAUAACUCACCUCGUCUCGAGAGAUCACCAUCAGUUGAUUCGGCUUCUUUAAAAUGUGUAAAUAAUUAUAGCUUUUCCAAGAACGAAGAUAUUGAUUCCUCGUCGAAAGAUUCUAGCCAACCAGAAAAAGCAAAGGCAUUGUCAAAAGAAACAGUUUCCAAAGAGCCUCCUUGUGAAAUGAAGGACUUUAUAAAAUAUCAUGAUAUCGGACUUUUUAAAAACAACAAUGAUUCCGGAAGAGCAAUAGUGGAUGAUACAUCCAGAGUAGAAAUAGUCCAGCUUGGUUGGAAAUACUUUCAAAAUAGUGAGGGGCCAUUCAUGCCAACAAACAAUCGUGCAAUGAUUCGAAAUUGGUUUAAGAAAAAAAUGGGCGAUGGUCGUGGUAAAGAAUCAUCUUUGGAGCAAGAAGGUGGAUUUACACAGUGGAAAGCACCUGAAAGAAUCACCGUUCAUGCAAAUGUCAAGAAUCAUCGGGAAAGUUUGGCACAGUGGAAAGAAGUGACGUUGUAUUUCAUCAAAAAUAAAGGGGCCAUUGAUGCGAGAAUUUCGUCACAGAUCGAGGCAGAAGAACUUAAGUGGCGUGAAGUUUUGACAAGAAUUCUUCACUGCAUAAAGUUUCUAGCUACUCAAAAUUUGGCUCUGCGAGGACACAGAAAGUCACUUCACAUUCUCAGCGAUUCCAAUUUGGGAAAUUUUCUCAACUUGCUGAAACUUAUAGCCGUAUUCGAUCCUGUUUUAAAAGAGCAUCUUAAAAAUCCCGAAAGUCAUCCUGAAUCCACGUCAUACCUCUCUACCAAUAUUCAAAAAAGAAUUAAUUCACCUCCUGGCAUCCACUUUAUUGUGAAAGAAAGUUUCCUUGACUUCAUGGAAAUUACUGUCAAGAAUGCUAAAGGAGUGGAAAACAAGAUUUUAGAACAGCUACAGAAAGUUAAUAUGAACUUUCAAGACUGUCGGCCACAGUACUACGAUAAUAAUGCUGUAUUUGCUGGACAUAAAAAUGGCGUCAAUGAAAGAUUGAAGAAAAAAACCGACUUGCAUUGUUUGUAA